Molecule: messenger RNA, 986 nt
Organism: Phalacrocorax carbo (great cormorant)
Lineage: Eukaryota; Metazoa; Chordata; Aves; Suliformes; Phalacrocoracidae
Source: RefSeq, a predicted model, not a curated record
CAUCCAUUUCCGGUCCGACGCGAGGGCGGUCCGGCCACCCCGGCGGACCCGCGGGUGGUUCCGGUGGCGGAGUCCGCGGUCAUGGCGGCGCCGGUGCCGACCGGGAGCCCCUGCCAGCUGGAGUUCACGGUGCAGAUGCGGUGCCAGGAGUGCGCGGACGCCGUGCGGGCGGCGCUGCGGGGAGCCCCCGGCGUGCGGCUGCUGGAGCUGCGGCUGGAGGCGCAGACGGUGCUGGUGGAGACGACGGAGGCGGCCGAACGCGUGCGGAACCUGCUGGAAAACUCGGGGCGCCGAGCGGUGCUGAAGGGAAUGGGGGGCCCCGGCGACGCGGACCUGGGGGCGGCGGUGGCGGCGCUGGCCGGCCCCGGCGCGGCGCGGGGUUUGGUGCGGUUCCUGCAGGUCUCGCCGACGCGGUGCGUGGUGGACGGCGCCGUCGACGGGCUCUCGCCGGGUCCCCACGGGCUCCACGUCCAUGAAUUCGGGGAUCUCUCGCGCCCCUGUGACAGCUGCGGGGGUCACUUCAACCCCGACGGAGAGCCCCACGGCGGACCCCAGGACCGGCACCGGCACGCCGGGGACCUGGGGAACAUCUGGGCCGACGCUGAGGGCAGAGCCAGCUUCCGCAUGGAGGACACGCGGCUGAAGGUGUGGGACAUCAUCGGGCGCUCGGUGGUGGUGGACGCGGGCGAGGACGACCUGGGCCGGGGCUCCCACCCGCUCUCCCGGGUGACGGGGAACUCGGGGCCGGGGCUGGCCUGCGGUGUGGUGGCCCGUGCGGCCGGGCUCUUCCAGAACCCCAAGCGCGUCUGCUCCUGCGAUGGCCUGACCCUCUGGGAGGAACGGGACCGGGCCACGGUGGCCCCCAGCCCCACGGCAGCUUCCAGCCCCACGGCGGCCCCCAGCCCCACGGCAGCCCCGGCCUCCCAUCUCUAGGAGCUACCCCAGGGACAGCAAUAAACGAUAACUGGCCGUGCGGCUCUCGGGAA